This is a messenger RNA of Podospora bellae-mahoneyi, 993 nucleotides long. RefSeq lists its product as uncharacterized. The transcript has a single exon. The record is from RefSeq and is a predicted model, not a curated record. Lineage: Eukaryota; Fungi; Ascomycota; Sordariomycetes; Sordariales; Podosporaceae. The coding region runs from base 1 to 993 and encodes 330 amino acids.
AUGAAUGCUUCCUACAGCAGUUACGAAGCAGAAAUAUGGCAGCGUGACGACGCUGUGUUUAGCCUUUACCGACCCAGAGGCGGCCACACUCAGUCGGAAGUCUUGGAUAGCUGGUUGGAAUUGAUACAAGCCUACAGCAAAAUCCUGCCCGAAUCGUUCACAGACAGGAGUGACUUCCCUCCUGCCAUCUCAGGUCUGGCAGGCUUGUACCACCGAUACUUAAAAGCAAGCAAAGGCGUUGUUGAUGCUUUUCUCGACCCAGAGAAAGACUACAUAGCCGGUUACUGGCGACAGGACAUCCCCCGAAGCAUCCUCUGGCACCUCGUCACCAACCCCACAGCAACUCCAACAUUACCAAACUACAUCAGCUCUCUGCACUACCAAUCUCACGAGCUUCACCUACACUCGUGGAGCCAGAUCUCCCGAGGAUACACCAACUCAAUCUUGAACAACAAACGAUGCGGGAUAUACCCGCACAACCCCCUCAACAGCAACAACAACAACAGCAACAACUUCAAACCCGAAAUGGAAAUCCUCAACCCACACAACAUCACCCCCCUGGGGGAGAAGAACCCCUUCGGCGCCAUCCGACCAAACCCCCACCUCCACAUCAGAACCAAAGUCUUGGACUUUGCCACCAUCCCAGACAACAGGCGGGUCUUCUCCGUCGGAUCACCAAUUCACCACCACCACCACCACCACCGCCCCCGUGUCUCGACCGAGUUCGAGCUCCGAUAUAACCUACACCCGCUCUGUCUCGUCACGCUAGACUUUGCACCCAACCACAACAACAGUCACACGAACCAGAGGACACUGGACGACGACGACGACGUCAAAUCUGACCUCCUCCUCUCCCACGCCAGCUGGCCUUGGUGGGUCGGUAUAGCAGCAUUGACCCGCUUGGUCUGGUUUUAUAUCCUAUACUCCCACCAUCACCACCACCAAAGACGAGUGGUGGUGGUUCCCCACAACACCAACACUUUUACCGAGUAG